AAAUACACCGAGGCGCAACCUGUGUCUGCGUGUAUUGCAGUAACCUAUUUUACCCAGUUUACAAACAAAUGUUUUAGCAAAGAGAGCUGGAAAUAAGUGUGCACGUGAAAAUAAUUAGGAAAUAAUUCACUAGCUCCAAAUGAAGUCAUAUGGAUGGCAAUUUCUAGAUAGAGAGAGGGGCUUCAAAGCAACAUGGAUUAAUGCAGUGUUGAGCUCCAUCGCUGUCCUGUCACUGGAAUGAAACUGAAACGUUAUCAUCAUUAUAUGUGGACUCCGGACGCACAUGCUGAAUUCUGACCCGACUUAUCUUACGAGAGCAAGUUCAUCAACAUGCUUUCUCAUUCUCCGGUGGAGCAACCGAGACUGGAGGAAGCAGAUUAGUGUGGAUUUAUCUCAGAUUUCCUUUUAAAUAACGUAUUUCCACGUGGAUGAAAUGCUUUCUUCGAUGUUUUAUCCAUUGUAUUGAAGCUCACAGCCUUCAGUCCGAAUAGGGCAAGUGUGAGGUGGCUAUGAGUACGCUAUACAUCAUGGCUGACCAUCUGGAGUGUCUCAACUACACGCUAUACAGAAAGACAUCCACAUCCUAGCCUCUCGUUCCUACAAAACAAAAGCCUACAAACUGCCAACCAAGGGAAUAUAACCUUUGUAUCACGCCAUCUUCCCAUCUCUUCCCCUCACUGCUUUCAAACCAAUGCUACAUUAUUUAUAUCAUGGGAUGCAUGAAAUCCAAGCGCCGCGACCCCACUCAGAACUCCGACUCAUCGGAGAAAGUGGAUGGGAAGCCAGGAAAGCACGGAGAGAAAGCCGUUUUAGUUUUUUCAGAGAUCGGCUCUAUGGAGGACCCUGUGCGGAUCAAUCCGGUGCUGCUGGACUAUGCCCAGAGGCUCUCGGAGGAAAUUGUGGCCCGGGCAGUACAGCAGUGGGCGGAGGUGGACAGCCGAUACAGUGACAUCCCCUACAUUGAGUGUGACGUGCCAUAGUGUUUAUAUCGAGUGGAAUAAAAAUGGACUGGUCCAGCUCACUUCUCACCUCUAUGUAAAUGAGCGCAAUCAGAUGGACAAAUGCAGGCCAGAGGAGAGUAGUGUCAUUUCUGGAAGAUUUUUUUUACCCAUAAGGACUUACAUGAAAUAUUCAGACAUUUUUCUUAUUUUCAUGCAUUCAAAAACGUUUAUUUUGCUAGCACAGAUGAUUAUUCUUUUAGUCAACAAUUAAUCCAUGCAAGUUAGUCCCCUGAAAAAAAGGUUUGUUUUGUAAUCUUCAAUCAAAGUCUGACCAUUUACUUCCACGUUUAGAUGAAGUAAAUGGUCUGACCAUUUACUUAACCACAUCCCUCUUACUGUUAGUUUGCUACAAGGGAAUGGUGUUCAAAAUGGAAGCCCUGCCCCUACUCACUAUUACAUUUUUAGUUGGAAGUACACUACCUGACAAAAGUCUUGUCGCCUAUCCAAGUUUUAGGAACAACAAACAAUUGCAGGACUCCCAGAGUUCAUCAAGAAUCUUUGGAUUCAUCUUCAAUGCCUCCUCCUUCAUCUUACCCCAGACAUGCUCAAUAAUGUUCAUGUCUGAUGACUGGACUGGCCAAUCCUGGAGCACCUCAACCUUCUUUCAGGAACUUGGAUGUAGUGGCUGUAGUAUGAGGAGCGCUAUCCUGCUGAAGAAUUUGCUCUCUCCUGUGGUUUGUAAUGUAAUGGGCAGCACAAAUGUCUUGAUACCUCAGGCUGUUGUUGUUGCCAUCCACUCUGCAGAUCUCUCGCACACCCCCAUACUGAAUAUAACCCCAAACCAUGAUUUUUCCUUCACCAAACUUCAACAGUUCAACAGAUGAUUCAUCUGAAAAAUGUAACUUCUGACACUUUUCCAAAUGAUCAACUAGAAGUCAAGUUAUUAUUUGUUGCUCUUACAACUGGGAUUGACGACAAGACUUUUGUCAGGCAGUGUACAUCAACAUUCUGAAAAAAGUCUCAGCAGUUCCGGUUCACAGAGAUGUAAAGUCAAAUUUAGGGGCCUGUUAUUUUUUUAACCAUGGAGCUGUUCCAACACUGCUUCUUUUCACACAAUAGUUAAAUUUGACAGUCUGGAAUUGUUUAAAAAACAUUUUUUUUAUUAUUAUUAUU
Danio aesculapii is the source of this 2114-nucleotide messenger RNA. Its product is annotated as small membrane A-kinase anchor protein. The transcript is spliced from 2 exons. Gene Ontology annotation, molecular function: protein kinase A regulatory subunit binding. The record is from RefSeq and is a predicted model, not a curated record. NCBI's taxonomy places the organism in Eukaryota, Metazoa, Chordata, Actinopteri, Cypriniformes, Danionidae. The coding region runs from base 711 to 980 and encodes 89 amino acids.